Cladocopium goreaui is the source of this 982-nucleotide messenger RNA. The record is from the annotation of a GenBank genome assembly. Lineage: Eukaryota; Dinophyceae; Suessiales; Symbiodiniaceae.
CCAAGUGGGACCCCAAGGAGAAGGUGGUCUACCCCUGGGGCGGGGACAACAUCAAGGAGAUUGAUGCCGAGCUGAAAGCACGGGAAGCGAAGAAGUAGAUUCGUUGUUUCUGUGAAUUUUUGUCCAGCGAUUCAAAAAACAAAAGUACCAUUGGCGCAAAUGAAAAAGACGUUUUGCUCGCCUUGGGGGGUUGCCGUGUUUUUGCAGUCUAUGAAAAGGUUUGAUCAGAUGUGAUGUUUGAUAUGUUUGUGAGUUAAGAUAUACAGAAGGACGGUGUGAAGAUAUUGCAGCUUUGAUCAGGGCCUAGUUUUAAUCAUUUUUGUUACAUGUUGCAUACGUAUUUUGAUCGACUCCCACCACUGCGGCUAUUCCUGUGGCAUGUGAUGUGGCUUACAGGGCUGUUUUUAGAAGGAGGUAUUUUUGAAAGGCCGUGUGCUAGUGUUCAGCCCGCUCUGUGAAGCCAUGCAGGGUCGCACUGUCAUGCUGUUGGCUGCAGCCUUGCUGGGAGCCUUUGUUUGGCAAAGUGCCUUCGUCCAGACCUCUGGCACCGGCGCCAAGGUCAGCAACCAUGCCCAGGUCAGUGCUCAGGGCCGCCUGCCGGAGAUGAUGGAAUCUCAGGAUGAGGGCGUGAACUCCUUUGUGUCACUCGGCUGCGGAGUCUUGGCCGGUCUCGUCGUGGCUGUGGCCGGUGCAUCCCCAGCCUUGGCUCAGAGAAACCAGUUCGGCUUCACCACUGGCAUGGAUGAGGAAGUGAAGAAACUUGAUGUGGGUGCCAAGUCAUCUGGCCUUUUGUCCCAGCUGGGCAGUACUUCCGGCGACCCCAAGUGGGACCCCAAGGAGAAGGUGGUCUACCCCUGGGGCGGGGACAACAUCAAGGAGAUUGAUGCCGAGCUGAAAGCACGGGAAGCGAAGAAGUAGAUUCGUUGUUUCUGUGAAUUUUUGUCCAGCGAUUCAAAAAACAAAAGUACCAUUGGCGCAAAUG